Messenger RNA from Mizuhopecten yessoensis (Yesso scallop), 624 nucleotides. RefSeq lists its product as uncharacterized. Bases 1 to 624 code for a protein of 207 amino acids. NCBI's taxonomy places the organism in Eukaryota, Metazoa, Mollusca, Bivalvia, Pectinida, Pectinidae. The record is from RefSeq and is a predicted model, not a curated record. The transcript has a single exon.
AUGGCAGCAUACGAGGAAAGAAUUACCAAGCUUGAACUCGUUAUAAAGUGGAAGUGUGGAACUGAUGAGGUGAGGAAGAUAAUUCAAGAAGAACUGGCAAACUCUGUAAGUUCAUCCAAGGAUACCCAUACUAGUAUCAAUGAUGCUACAUCUACUAUAUUAUCGGAGCUUAACGAUAAAAAACGCAGAGAAAACAAUAUAAUCAUUUUCGGGGUUGACGAAAAAGAGGAUAACGGGGACGCAAAACAUGCGGAUUUGGAGAUAGUUACAAAGAUGCUUAAAACCUGCAAAGUCUCGGCUGAGGGAUUGAAUGACAUUCCCAAGAUUACCAGACUAGGCAGAAAACAACAGGAGAAAACCCGACCCAUCCUAGUCAGCUUCGGUAGCAUUGCUUAUAAAUCUGUGUUUUUCAAAAAUAUUCGGAAUCUUCAAACCAAUGAUGAUUACAAAUCCAUUCGGAUUAAUAAUGAUCUGACCAAAUCAGAAAGAGAAGGAGAGGCAGCACUAAGGGGAGAAGCGAAAAAGAGAAACGAGAAGGAAACCGGGGGUUUUGUCCACAGGGUAAAAGGCCCCCCAUGGAACAGAAAAAUCGUGAAAAUCAAAACGAAAAUUCGGGAAGAUUAA